Lasiosphaeria miniovina is the source of this 1694-nucleotide messenger RNA. RefSeq lists its product as uncharacterized. Lineage: Eukaryota; Fungi; Ascomycota; Sordariomycetes; Sordariales; Lasiosphaeriaceae. Bases 94 to 1536 code for a protein of 480 amino acids. The record is from RefSeq and is a predicted model, not a curated record. The transcript is spliced from 2 exons.
CAUGUUUGUGGUGACAACAUUGUGCCGCAGGCCUUUUGUCCUUCUUGCGGCCACCCCCUCUGCGUAAAAUGUAAGCGCGAGGCAUCUUUGAUUAUGAUGGACAGGCAACGUCGGCAGGACCUGCCAGACGUUGCAGAUGCUAGCCGCCCUGUGACGCCCGAGGCGGUGCUCACCCACGGGAACGUAGACCACCCUGAGACGACAUUUAUCAAAGACAGCCGCGAGGAGCAGCCAAGAGCAGAUUCACAAAUUCCACUCAUUGGCAAGAGGGGCUCAGUGAAGAACAACCCAUUUGUCGUGGCCGACCAGAUUGCAAAGACGACCAGAGUCUCGGAGCCAGAGCCAGAGCCGCCCAGUGCGAUUGCAGAGACAACCCCCCCCUCGAAAUACCUCCAUAAUACCCCAUUAAAGGGGGGCCAGUACGGGGAUAAACUGGCCGGACCACGAGAGGCAAGAGAGCAGCAUGGCAACGCAUACAGCGGCGAAAACACCGGUCCUCAAGACCAGGAUCAAACCCGCGGCCAAUUUCGUCUAGCUCCUAUCGAGCGAACAAAGGAGACUGGGUUGCUUUCUAGCAUUCUAGAGUCCCGACUAGCCUCGUUUGCCAACAGCAAUCUUCAUAGGUACGAGCCGGAAUGGCUACACGAUAGGCAUGACGCGGAUGAGCCUAUUACGCCCCAGCUGCAGAGCAGUAGGGCAGUCGACCGAAGACCCAGCCCGCGAGCUGAAGUAGUCAAUGACCGAGGGCCAUCCCCGGUAGUCCAGCGCGUGAAGGUGCUGGCCCAGCAGGCGAGCUCGGGAGCUCUGGAGAAGGUGCUCGAGGUGGACGUUGACGCUAGCGGGCGUCGCGUCCCCCGUGUUCGGGUGUCGAGCCCGCCGGCUUGGCUCAAGUAUCCCUCAAACAAGCCGGGUACUCUCGAGGGAAGGCUCAAGCAGGUCACCACCAAGAGCAGUCCCGGCCUGUCCAACCAGCAGCAGAGACAGCUAGCCGAGGAAGAGUAUGACCGGCAUUUCCCCCCAAGGCCACUGCCUGUGGUAAAAGCCGCGGCUCCAUUUGUAGCAGCAGUCGCUAGAGCAUCGCAGGGCAAAGCAGAUGUGCCUAGCGGAAUUCACACUUCAUCAGUCACGCACAACCAAGCACAACCACGGCAGGUGGUGGCAACUACGGCAACAGUGGGUACAAGCGUCGGUGGCUCUCCACGCGGGACUGUGAGCUCGACGGUGUCGCCGGGCGGGCUGGCAGCAAGUCAGGGCACCGAGGCUGAGUUUACGGCUUAUUCGACGCGGUGGAAGAGACAGCAUUCGGAUCUAGCCCCCCACGAGAUGCGGCGCAGUACGGUUGGAAUGACGUCGACGACGGACACAAGCGAAGAUGAGGGUUUGGGCCUCGACGCCGGCAGUCAGUUGGGCGAAGACGACGAUGUUGGCAUUCAGGGACUGACGAUCGUCCUGCACUUGAGGGGCAAGGACGACUUGGUCAUCAGCACGGACUUGACACGCGACGCCGAAGAGUCAACGCCGCGGGCAUCAAAGUGAAAAGGGGACACAUGUAUAGCUGGCUGGUUGGGUUCAAGAGUUUGUUUGGGCUUGGGUGGAGUUUGGCACAGGAAAGUGAGACGGGGAAUGGAAUAAUGGCAGAAUAUUCUUUAGUGGUAAAGCUAAGAAGGCAUGAGUAGGGGGAAAUAAACGGCACA